Molecule: messenger RNA, 3621 nt
Organism: Alligator mississippiensis (American alligator)
Lineage: Eukaryota; Metazoa; Chordata; Crocodylia; Alligatoridae
Gene: PGAP2
Product: post-GPI attachment to proteins 2
Exons: 6
Coding region: 670-1566 (298 amino acids)
Biological process (GO): GPI anchor biosynthetic process
Cellular component (GO): Golgi membrane; endoplasmic reticulum membrane
Source: RefSeq, a predicted model, not a curated record
CCCCCCCCCCGUGCAAGCCCGCGCGUGUUCAAUGCGUGAUGCACACCUGCCCGUGCUGCUUCACGUGACCGCCUCUGACCCCGAGGGAUUUGCGGGAGCGCUCUCGGCAAAUCCAGCUCGAAGAGGAGGACGCGGCCCCCCCGCGGCAGCAAACUCGGUUUCGGUCGGAUCUCGCGGCAGCGUGUUCGUUGUUGGAGCGGGAUAGACGGGCGCCUCUCCGGAAAGCUGUGGGCUCCGUCGCAAGGAGAGCGUCUGAUGGUGAUAAAAGCUGAGGAUCUGAACUUGCCCGGAUCCGUGCUGUGAAACGUCUGCUGCGCUGUUUUCCCCAGACGGUCCGGAGGGUCGGGCGAGCCUUGCUGGUUCAGGGUCCCAGCUCUGCAGCCUCCGGACCUGAUCCGGAGAGUUGCUCUCAGGAUUGUCUGUGAUGGAAGCGACUGACGUGCAGCACCGUUUCGGAUUAGUCCGUGCGGGACUCUCUUUCUCGCUCCGUUCUUGACCCUGCCCCUAGAUUAGGGGGUCUGUCUGAAUCAACGCUGCUGUAGCUUCCCCCCCUCAACCCCCACAGAAGCUAAACUGCAACCUGCCUGAAGAUCUGAGCCGUUACUCACGUUGCUUGUAUUUAGUCCGGCGAUGCAGAGUUUGAACCUGGGGUUUCGGAUGUGAAAGGUCAUGCGCCGACUUGCUGCACACCUUGGCCUUUUGCAUCGCUUGGAUCUGCUGUGGCCAUCGGCGCUGGGAAGUCCUCCUGUGGGAGAAGGGGCACCCGUCAAACACUGGCUUUUUGCUUCUAGGUCCAGCAACAUGUUUCAGUUACCGCUGCCUCUGGAUCGAGAUGGGAUCCUGUUUCGACUUCGCUUUACCACCCUGGCGGUUGGGACCGUGUGUUGCCCGCUGUUUGGGUUUCUUUUCUGCGUGAUCUGGUCUCUGCUGUUCCAUUUCCAGGAGACGACGGCUACACACUGUGGCGUCUCAAAUUACCUGCCCUCCAUCAGUGCAGCUAUCGGAGGUGAGACCCCUCAGCGUUAUGUGUGGCGUUUGUGUAUCGGCCUGCACUCGGCUCCACGCAUCUUGGUGGCCAUCGCGUACUGGAACCACUACCAGAGUUGCCACUGCACGCACCCUCGCUACCUUCGGCUCUGCCGCUUCAACUUCGGGCUCAACCUGCUUGAAAACAUUGCUCUCCUCCUUCUGACAUAUGUGUCCUCAACCGAAAAUUACGCAGUCCACGAAAACGCCUUCAUCCUCUUUAUUGCUUCGGCCUUGGGUCAUAUGCUCCUGACGUGCAUACUGUGGCGAAUGACUAAGAAACACACAGUAAGUCCCGAGGAGCGCAAGUCCUACAGGUGGAAGCUGCUGUUGUUCGUCUUCAACCUCUUCACUUUCACCCUGGCCGUGUGCGUCUACUUCCACCACAACUGGUACUGCCAGCCCGGAGCCUACACCAUCUUUGCCUUCCUGGAGUACCUGGUGGUCCUCUCCAACAUGGCCUUCCACAUGACGGCCUUCUGGGACUUCGGCAACAAGGAGCUGGUGGUCAGCUCGGUGCCGGAGGACAAGCGCUUCUAGCUGACGCUUCCCGCCCAACAACCGCACUGUCCGCGCCCACGAUGACCAUGGGACUCCUACUGCCGUGCUGAGCAGCGGGCGUCUGGGGAGAGCCCUGGCGUGACAGGAGAACAAAGAGGGCAUUCAGGCUGAGUCUCUGGCAGGCUUGCGGCACCGCUGUGUUUGCAAUGGUGAAUGGUGCCUCCAAACAGCCGGCUGGGGCAGGGGGUUGUGCCUGCCCAAAAGACGCUGCUCAGACCCGUCGCUGCAUCUGAGCCUCUGCAACAACAUUGCAAGCGUGGAACAAUCGCGGCCCCAAUUGAAGGGCAGAGCCAGUGGCCGGCUGGGAAUCCUCCGUGAGCAUGGUUUGCUGCUUGGAGCUGCCUGCCUACCAGCUCUCAGCCUGUCCAAGGUCCCCAAUCUGGGCCAUGGCGGGGAAGAAAGCUGGAGGAAACCCCCUGCAAGGAAGGACUAUCUGCUUGUGGGGUCUGAAGGCCCUGGCCGGCACCACCGGAAAGGGCCUGACCUUGGCAUCAGCCUGGUCUCGCCGACAUCCUCAUCCGCAUGCCCCUCGCUGCUCUCCUGAGCUUCCAGGCCAAGUUACGGGCAGCCGGGGGCUGGAUCCCCCGUGCACCCUGGGUUCGCUCUGCCGGGCUGAGUGAAGCAGCUCUUGCCCCAGGUUGGAGCCCAGUUGGUAGGGGAGGAGCAGCUGGACUAUUUAGAGGGGAAUCAGCUACAGCACCACCGACGCUCCUCCUCCUGACCACCUCCCUCGCCCCUGCUCCUGUGAAUUCAGCACAGGUGGGAAGUGCCGGGCACGAGCCCCAGUGCCGACCCCUCCGGCUACCCCACCACCGUGCCUUGUGGGGCCACGUCUGGCUGACACCCAGCAGCGAGGCGGGGGCUUGGCGAUGGCUCCUGAGGUCUGCGUACACUGUACCAAUGCACUGCUGAAUUUCGACAGCUUCUGGCCCCACCUGCGUGGCCACCCUCUCCCAGCCUCCCUCCAGCAGCUGUAUCACCUGGAGCUGAACGCCCCAGGUACAUCACCCCUCGGAUGUUUUCCACCAGGGCCCUGCUGAUCAGGACAAAGUGACCCUACGGCAGGGCACUGAAGGGCCGGAGCUAGCCCCAGCAGCUCAGCAAAGCAGAGGGCUGGGAGCCAAGCCGGUUACUGCCCACGGGCUCUGGGUGCCAGGUUUCCAGGGACUUCCAGGCACGAGGAGGAGAGCACGGAAAGGAUGGGUCAGAGGGCCAGAGCGGUGGGUGCAUAGCUGAGGGACCAAACAUGCUGGUUUAGGCCUCGUGCCAGCAGCAGGCCUGCAGUGGGGUGGCGAGGCAUGAGUCCAGACACCUGUGGAGCCCACGUUGGCCAACCAUGGCAUAGGUAAACCCCUGGUUUGCUGCAUCCAGCUGGCUAGGAGCUAGCAGGGGGUUCCCCUCAUGCACCCUUCUCUUGACCCACACUGCCAGACCCCCUGGCCAGACCCCAGCGGGCAGCCCCUGGGUGAGGGCACGGGCUGUCAGGAGAAGCUCAAGCUAGAGAAGCUUCCUUCAGCACAGCAGCCAGGGGAUAGGAGGGGUCUGGCCGGGGCAGCAGCAGAUGGAGCAGGGACCCCGGGUACAUGUAGGGGCAGACACAGGACCCGUUUCGGAGGACCCAGGGCUGAUUGAGGUGGCCCAAGCACUGACUGCAGCACAGACAGGACACGAUCCCCUUCUCCGGCAGGUCGAUGGGUGCCUGCCCCCUGCCCCGUCUGACUCCGGGGAGCCUCUGAGACCACUCGGAGAGAGGGGAGACUCCCACCGGGCCGGGCCGCUCCCGAGCCCAGCAAGCACAAGGCCACCCCAGCUGUCUGCCCAGCACUGAUUGCAGCCGGGGCUCCCAGCAGCUCGCUGGACCGCGGCGCGCACCCUGCAUGCACAGCCCUGUCGGCGCUCUGCUUUCCCUGCCUGGUUGAUGUGUGUGUGCGUGCGCGCGUGUGUGUGUGUGUGCGUGUGCCUGGCCCGCGUGCCCCUUGUACAGCCAGAUGUAUAUUUUGCAAGGAUGCAAUAAAGCACUGAGUAUUUUUGUGA